This is a messenger RNA of Seminavis robusta, 5049 nucleotides long. The record is from the annotation of a GenBank genome assembly. Lineage: Eukaryota; Bacillariophyta; Bacillariophyceae; Naviculales; Naviculaceae.
AUCAUGGUGGCACGAAGGCACCAAAUCCUUCUUCCGCACAAACCGCAGGUCUUGGCUGGUCAGAUAUAGGAUGCCGAAUUGAGAUUGCAGUGUUUGUUGCAGUGCUGAAAGACCUCUUGUCUCCCCUUGUAUUGUCGGCACCUGAUAACUAAUUCUAGCGGCCUUGCAUUAGUAUAUUGAUUUGACAGCAUCUUGUGAGCUGCUGCAACCAGGCCGCGUCAUUUGUUUGCCGUUGAAUUAUUGGCGAGAUUCCAAGUUUUUUUCAGUCUUUGCUUCAUUGUUGUUCUGUGACCCUGCAUGCCUGCCAAUUGCUUGAAACUCUCUUUUCAACUUUCUUGGCAGCUCCGAUAGACUAUAUAGUAUCUGAAUCCCAUCAUCAUCAUCAUCUCUCGCUCGGUGUUUCUGUGAAGUGACAGUUCCAUCCAGUUCAAGAAGCAAGAACAAUUUUGGUUUUCCGUUUGUCUUUCGGUCAUUUUCCACGCUUUGCACAACUCCAUAAGAAGAUGUCAUCCUCCCCGUUUACAACACCCUCCUCCUCGAAACAGUCCAACAAUGGAGGAAGAAAAGAAGACGACUAUACGGAUUAUUCUUGCAGUACAUCGAUUGAACGGUUGGCUCGAGAUGUGGAGACGCUGUUGCGUGGUUGGCAUGUGGACAAGGGCAAUGACCGCCAUAUUUCCAUGACACGGAAUAAUAAUAAUCAGCAGUCGGCCCCCAAGACCAUUACAACCCACAGCAACAACAACAAUAUGUCUUCCGCCGGCAGUGUGACCAGUCAAAUAUCGAGCUCCACCAGUGUCACUACUCAAACCAGCGGCAGUUCACCUCAUUCGACGCUCCUGUUGCGAUCGGAUGUUUUAUAUUGGAAUGUUUCCAUGUCCACUCCGUCGGGACAAUUGGUGUCCUUCACGGUAGAACUGCAGCUGGCGCUCUGGGAUGGUCCAGUAUUAUUGUCCGAGAAUGAGGGAAACACCACGGAAGGUCUUCCGCAUUCCAUGAGACGAUCCCCUCAUUUGCGGCCCAUGGCUCCAGCGGCGUUUGAAAACAUGUCCCAUUUGUUUGGUGUGGGACAGCACAUUACGCUCUCCCCCAUUCAUCCACAAAAUUUGGCAAGCUCAUCCAAUGCCAGUACUGCCUCUAGUUCAUCAUCGCUCUAUGACAAUAUGCAAGUGGGAGGGGACCUACAAUUUUUGGUACAAUCCAUCAUUAGUCGACAUGACGACGAAAUCACGGCGCGAUGGUCCUUAUUCCAAGUACUAUCCGGAUGGCUACAGACGGCAUUGAAUUGUGCCGUUGCAAAUUGUCAAUGCUGUAUUCCUGUAUUUGGCAUUUGGGGGUCCUAUCAACCAGACUCGUUUCACAACCAUGUGGCCAAGCGACGACGGCGACGGCAGCGAUCCAAUACUACUAAUAGUGGAGCAGCAGCCAACAGAGAGGAUAAUUUGUCCGUGUUUCCCUCGUGGAUGAAUGACAUUUUGCAUGUCGAAUUGCCGGGGUUGCCGCGCAUGACGCGAAAACGGUACAUGGAAAUACAAGAGCGACAAAACAAAAAAUUCUUGUCGCCCAUUCUCUCUGCCGGGGUACUUCCUACGGUCCACACAUCCGGCCACUUUGGAUGCACGGUCAUUCCGUGUGCACCUCAUACACCGUCGCGACUGACGCUGUGGGGAAAUUUGUUGUUGAAACACUGUCCCAAUCCCAAUGACACGGUGGUACUGUGGACGGCACGGCAUGUUUUUGCCUGGUGGAAACAACCCAUGGUCAAAGCAUCGGCAUUUCAACGACUCUUUCGACCCGACAAUUAUCACUACGAUAGUAAAAACAGCCCGUUCACGGCGUGGCGACGAAAACCCAAGCAGGCGGCCGACAAUGCCAAAAAAUCGUCCAAACGAAUUACCAUUCGAGCGUCCACCAAACACUAUCAGCAACAAAUUAUCGACUUGACCGGUGAGGAUGAACCACAGUUUGUGUGGGGGCAUGAUGCCGAUUCGGCCAUGCUGGUCUAUGUGCGCAAAAUGGAAGAGUAUCAAGACCAAUGUCGGACCAUGGCCAUUUCCAUUAUGGAUCAGGCAGCCGCCGCGUCAGCCGCAGAACCUCGAUGGGGACCAGUGGAUGAUCCAGUGGCGUCGGUGCAUGCCACGGUGACAUGGAAUGGGAGUCCACAACCACAAGGGUCUAUGGAUACCAGCAGUAACAGCAGAAACAACAAUAACAACCAAAACAAUUCCAAUCAACCCCAGCAUGCACCACGGCAACCACUGUUGAGUUUCCCACUCCGAAUACGGUCCAAACACACAAUGUCACCUGCAGAUUGGAGAGAUUUGGAAGAAAGUGUCGAGCGAACCAUUCUGGAUCCACUUUCGAGAGCUCCAUCCUGCCAAUUUCAAGUGCAGGCGUGGUGGGACCGUGAAACACCCGUUGCUUCGUUGGCGGCGACACAACAAUGUAUCCUGGCUGCGUUGGUCCGGACAUCCACGCUACCCGAUGAAACAUUGCUCAAACAUCUCACAGACGACGCCGUCUUGGAACAGUGGGACAAUGCAUCGGGAAAUGUCGUGGCCGCAUCGUUGGCAACCCAAGCUGGCGUUGGACCGUCCACCAAGGCACUUGUCGAUGCUAUGGAUUGGGACAGUGCCGCCGAGGACAAAAUGAGUCCUCGUGACGCUGAAAUCUUGGUGAUGCAUAUUCUGCAACCGGACAACGGAUCCACUUUUCCACUACCGCCAAUGUCGCCGUUGCCCAAUGGUUCACCAACCGCCGCCACACCGGCGUCGCGCCGACGGCGAGCAUCCUUGCUCGAAACCACACACCAUCACGAAUCAGUGUCACACAAUUCGUCUGUUCCCGCUGGUUCGGCUGGGAAGAACGGUGAAAACCUCUUUAUACCGCUCUUCAAAUCAGCUCCUUUGGGCCGUCUCGUGAGUAUCCUUUGUAUUCAUUCGGCUCGUGUCCGUUCGCCGUGCAGCAUGGCAAUGCUAUGGAUGGCGUUUUGCCACGAAGUACGGUUCCGUUGGGAAAAUAGAAUGACUUUGCCGCACUUGAAUCACGUACCUGGAUUGGAUCCAUCGUCUCUUGAAAUGAAGGAACGCAACAAGUCACUAUCAACUUUAGCUACCAAGGCAGAACAAGCAGCUUAUUGGCACGGACCGCCGCUCUCAAAGGGUUCUUGCGCUAUGGUCGAACCCGACACAGAAUUUCCUGGUGACCACCAUUGCUUGAUUGGACAAAAGUUGCAGGUCAUCAAUCUUUGUAUCGACUUGGUGACGGCAGUGGAGACUCAGCGACAGCAGAGACAACGCGACCAACAGGAGAAACGGCGAACGCUUGAGGAAAUGGCAGGUAACGACAACUCUAGAACCAAUGGUAUUUCCAAGCGGAGAACUAGUAUCGGGGAAAAUGCGAGCAACGGCGGCGGUAGCAGCGACGUAAAAGCACCAGCAGAAGACGAGAACGGGCACAUUGUCAUGUCACACGGUACGGACACGUUCGAGGAUGCGCUUUCAGAAGAUGAACUGAUGGAGCCAGAAAGUGCCGCUGCCGUUGUGGCAGCAGCCAAACUUCGCUUGGACUUGAACAGCCAGCCCUCCAACCCAAAGGCAAGAAAGGGGGCUAGAUGUCCAGUACCCGGCUCGAGUCUUGUGGCCAACGGAGACCAGAUGUACGCACCCUACCUGCAGCGUCCAUACCCGCUUACGGACGAUGUGAUAGCAGAGAGGCAUUUGAUGCUCUCCCGUCACCACGAUUCGUCUCCUGACAAUCAGAACAGCGUAAACAAGCGCCUUGAAAUAUCCUAUCGUCUCCAGAAGCCAAAGCUUCUCAGUGAUAUGGCAGCAUUUAAGGCAGCCAACCCAGGAUCAAUCUUUCAGGAUUUCAUCAAUUGGUACGGCAAUCCUGGCAAUCCACUUGAUGAAUACUGCGACACAAGAAGCAGCGGCAGCGGAGCUACAUCGGUUGGGGACCUACUGAUUGGCCGAACACCAUCAACAGACUCUGCUGCAGUGAAAAUGGAUAGAGCUGCUGAAGCGAUUCAAAUGCUGAACGAGACUCGAGAGUUCUGGUCCAGGACCUGGGAGGAAGCCACACCUAUUCCAGCCUCUGAGCAAAAGCUGCUGUUCGAUGCCAGUAGCACCGUAGAGAUGGCACUGGACUUUAUGGAGAAUAUGCAUCCAGCAAUUCUUGUGAACCAGGUCUUGGCGGUCAACUUGGCAUCAUCUUACUUCACUCUUGUACAUGCAGCGAAGGAAGUCGGCGUUCUGAAGAUUGGAGGUCUAGUCCUUCGAGCCUUCUUACGGCUGAGAGAGAAAACGGAGAAGGCGCUGGAGUUGCUUUCUGGCGACGCCACGCGGUCGACUUCCGCAGUUUGCAACAUUUCUCGCCGCCAUGAAGCUGCCUCCAACUUUGUCUCGGUCGGUGUCAUCUCUGCGUGCGAUGAGGCUUGUACUUCGCUGAGUGAAGCAGAAGUCGUCACUGCCCGUGCUACUUCUCUUUUGAACAAGUUUCCGGAGCAGUACGACUUGGUCGAGACAUUUCUUCGAAACAAUGGCGGUGAAGAGGUCACUCUGUCGGGACGGCAGGCACAGUCUCAAAUUCUGGAUGCCAUCAGUGAACAGCAGAUGGAAACACAACCAAAAGCCAAGCGUGGCUCCGGGCCAAGUCCCAGUGUGUUGCCUGCUUUGCGGGAGUACGUUCUGCGGAACCUAGACGAUUCACGGCCUUGCCAGCUGAGUGUCCGCUUUGCCGAUGAAGCUGCAAUGCUGCACAGGAUAACUAAUGGGAGCAAUCAAUCGGGGGGGACAACACCUGUGACGACGAAAAAUGGAGGAGGCAUGUUGCUGGCACUAUCCAAGAGCGUGAUGGGAUGAGCUGCCGUUCCUGCAAUCCGCACACGCGUUGUCAGAUUGAGUGAAUGAUGGUUACUAGCUCGUAGUGAUAUUAUUUCUCUUGUUUCGAAUAGUACCUGGUACAACUCUCGUAUAUGCUUCACCAGCCAGCCCCAACAAUAGAAAUAUGUAGGGAAAGUUUCUCGUUCCCUCAGAUAGUGGAUCUUGA